CAGAAAGAGAGAGUGUGUGAGUGUAUGUCCCAGAAAGAGAAAGAGUGAGUGUGUGUGUCCGAGAGAGAGAGAGAGCGAGAGAGCGCGCGCGCGCGUGUGUGUGUGUGUAGUUUCUGCGGAGAGACGCUCCGCUCCGAUGGUGCUGAAUUUUUCCAAGAUGUCGUCGCUGGAACAGAGACUCUCCCGAAUCGAGGAGAAACUGAAGCAGGAAAAUAACGAACCUCGCAGACGGAUCGACCUCAACAUCGACAUGAGCCCACAGCGCUCGCGCCCGAGGCCCAUCAUCGUGAUCCAGCUCAGUCCUGCUCCAGCCCCUUCCCAGCGUGCAGCUUUGCAGCUGCCGCUGGCCAACGACGGUGGAAGCCGCUCCUCUUCCUCAGAGAGCUCGCCACAGCACCACUCGUACCCCAGCCGACCACGUCACAUGCUCACGUUGCCUACUCCACCCUAUGGCCUACAGAAGAGCUUAGAGAAUGCUGAAAUAGACCAGAAACUACAGGAAAUUAUGAAACAGACGGGUUAUCUGAAGAUCGACGGACAGCGUUACCCUGCGGAGGUGACGGAUCUGAUCAGCGAGGGUGAGAUCGGAAGCGGUACCUGUGGACAGGUGUUCAUGGUGCGCUUUAAGAAAACCGACCAUGUCAUCGCUGUCAAGCAAAUGCGGCGGACGGGAAACAAGGACGAGAAUAAAAGAAUUCUAAUGGAUCUGGAUGUCGUGUUGAAGAGCCACGACUGCCCGUAUAUCAUCCAGUGCUACGGAGCUAUAGUCACCAACACUGACGUGUUCAUUGCCAUGGAGCUGAUGGGGACGUGUGCAGAGAAGCUAAAAAAGCGGAUCCAGGGGCCCAUACCAGAGUACAUUCUGGGGAAGAUGACCGUUGCGAUAGUAAAGGCUCUACUGUAUCUGAAGGAGAAGCACGGCGUCAUCCACAGAGACGUGAAACCAUCAAACAUCCUGCUGGACGCUAAAGGACAGAUCAAGCUCUGCGAUUUUGGAAUCAGCGGCCGCCUCGUCGACUCCAAAGCUAAAACCCGCAGCGCCGGCUGUGCUGCUUACAUGGCGCCUGAGAGAAUAGACCCUCCAGACCCCAGUAAGCCUGACUAUGACAUCAGAGCCGACGUCUGGAGUCUCGGCAUCUCUCUGGUGGAACUGGCUACAGGUCAAUUCCCAUAUAAAAACUGCAAGACAGACUUUGAGGUGCUGACCAAAGUGCUACAGGAGGAUCCUCCACUUCUGCCUCUCAGCAUGGGCUUCUCCCUAGACUUCCAGUCCUUUGUUAAAGACUGCCUCACAAAGGAUCACAGAAAAAGGCCGAAAUACCACAAACUGCUCGAGCACAGUUUCAUCCGGCGCUACGAGGUGCUGGAGGUGGACGUUGCAGGCUGGUUUCAGAGAGUGAUGGAGCGCACCGAGUCUCCACGCAGCAGCCAGUGCUACAGCCAGCACCAGCUCCACUCUAUGUUCAGCAGGUAGCCGCGCACGCAGAGACGAACGCACGGCGAGACAGAGUCAGGGACGGACGAAGAGAGAGCGUGGAGGGUUGUGUGUGAAAAGGGGGAAGGGAUGGAGCAAAGCUGGUUUGAGACAGAGUAAAGAUGACUGACAGACAGACACGAGCAAGUGUGUUGUAAAUUUGAAACCUAUUUAUAUUUAUCUUUAUAUUUUUCCUUUCUUUCUCAUCCACCACCCUAUCAGGACGGACCUUAGCCUUAGGAGUUGCUAGUCGUGCACGUUCACAUGUAUAGUGUCAUACACAUUCACUACCGUUAUAAGCUAUAGAGCACUGUACAGUGUAAAGCGACAGCUGUGAAUAUCUUCACUUCUUACAUCACGUAUUGACUUCAAUUCAGUGUAAGCCAUAAGGCUGCGCGGUGUGUGUAGCCGCCCUGCAUAGUGUGUGUACAGUUUUGUGUUCAUACUGACACUGUGUCCUUCACCACGGUCGUUAGCUCCGCAUCCUCCAUUAGCCCCUUACUCAGGGACUGAACAGAGUAGUCGAACAACACUGAGCCAAGGUGUGUGUGCGUGCGUGUGUGUGUGUGUGUGUGUGUGUGUGUGUGUGCGUGUUUGUUUUGUGUGUGUUUUAUGCAUUUGUGAGUAGUCUUAUUAGUUAUAAAGUCCUCAUUUUCCCGGACAGCUCACAUGUCCAUAGAUAAGUAAUAACUUGAGGAAGCAGUAGUGUUUGGAAAAUGUCUGUUUGUCCAUCACAUAAGAGCUAACACAAGGUUAGACAUUUAGGACUUGUUAGAAAUAGUGCUUCAAAGUGUUAUCGAUCGAAUUUGCUGAUGGGAAGUUAUUUUGCUGUAAAGACAAAAAAGGAAAAAAAAAAGAUGUUUAGCUCGUAGCAUUUAAUCUAGAUCAUGCUUUUAUUCUACACAUCACAGGAGAGUUGGCAUGCAAGUGGGAGAAAGACUAGUGAGAGAAAUUGCUUGUAGAUAAAGAUGACAACCGAGUCGGCUAUUCGUAAGUAGAGUCUAGAUGGAAGUGGCGUUUUUUUAUCACCAGGCUUCCACAGAGGUCAGAUUGUAAUAAAGUCUAUCAACAACAAAAAAAACAAAACCGUGACUUCAUACGUUAAUAGCUUUACUUUGUUGAUAGGAAAGUAAGAGAAAUCGAAGCGUCACGUUCGUUACAUCACGUGGUCAAUAAAACAGGCAUCAGUGAUAGACGUUAACGUGUCGCUGUUGGAAAUGUCAUCGUACCUGUCGCUUUGGUACUUCGUUGAGUUUGAGGUGGUGUUAAUUCCCACCCUGUCCUUUACCUGUCUCUGUUGGCCAAUCGCAGCGCAGUUGGGCGGCAUCCAGCCUUUGACCAGCCCUCAAUCAUGAACUCCUCUAAUGUUGUGUUCUGAAUAAAAUUUCAGCAAAAACCAACCUGCUGAGGAUAUAUUAGGGGGAAAAGCCGAUUGAUCAAAAGGACAAGAAAUUACAUCAUGGUUAAGUAGUUUUAUUUACAUUUGUACAAAGAAGAUUGAGAAGGUGAAAAACAGAUGAAAUUUUAAGUCUGGAUCUAAAGAUGACGACACACGAAUUCUCUCACGGUCAACAGAACCGUUUCAGUUAGUCGCUCGUCCAGCUCCAUCUUAAAUCCAUCCUUUUAUCAUCAUUUUUCUCUCUCUUUUAUUUUCCCUCCUUCUAUAAGUUUGGCAAACCAAAGCAUUUUAGAUUUCUUAAUUUCUUCUCCUGUAAUCCCUGAUCACCGGUCCACAGCUUGUAGAGGAGCCACAUUUCCCAGAACCAAAGUCGUAGCAGAGAAGUCACUGCUCUUCGAAACCAAAUCACUGCAUGAACGAAGGAAGAAAAAACGAGCGAAAGUAAGUGAGCUAGGGAGAAACGGGACACGGUACGUCGACAGAAGGAACCGGAUAAGCAAAGAAGCAACAGGAUAUUUGGAAAGGUGUCUAAAGGAACGUGAAGGAUGUCGAACGUAGGAACGGACAGGCGAGGAGAGAUGGGAAAAGAAAGUGUGAUGUGAUGGGAGUCGUGAUGUUUUUGAUAGUGUAAUCUUCCUGGCGGUGUCGAGGUUAGCGCUUGAUCUUCACUGACUGCUGGACAUUGCAGAAAAGCUUUCCACGUUAUCAAACCAAUAUACAUUGUUUUUUUUUAUUGCUAGGGAAAAUUAGUGUGUUUAUUUUUAUUGCGUUGUUCAUUAUUGUUGAUUUUUUUUAUGAUUAUAAUAUUUAUUUAUUGUUACUGCUGCUAUUGCUUUUGCUUUAGAUGCUGCUGUCAAUAUAUUUUAUUAGCCUUUUUUUCUCUCUCUCUCUCUUCCCCAAAGGUCAAUAGGGUUUUCUGUUUCCCGAAACCAAAAAAACAAACAAAAACGUGAACCGUUGCAAUGUCUACGAAUUAACCAAAUACAUUCAAGACUGAUCGUGAAGAAAAAGACUGUAAGAUCGCAUCAAGGAGGUUUUUAUUUUUUUAAUUUUUGAAUUCAACGUGUAUAGUUUUAAAAGUCGUACAAACCCAGUGUUUCAAUUUCCUAGCUAACGAAUUAUUCUUAGAACAAGUAUUAAAUGUGUGAGUGGUCAUGUUUCUAUAAGAGCUCUAUUUCAGCACUCGGCUGUAACCGUGUACGUAGACGUGAUGUGCGUUAGCUGUAGUCCGUUCCGUCCUGUGGUGGAUGGUAGCGUUUUUGAAACGUCUCGUUUCCUCUUUAGUAAUUUUCUGUUGAACACCAGUGUGGGUCGAUGCGGCUUCAACAGAAAGCUGGAUUUCUAUAGAAUAGCGAUUGAUCUUAGCAUUGCUAGAAGACAGGCUUCACACUUUUCCACCAGUCUGCCGUCUUUAGCAGCGUAUCUGCAUUAAACGCGCUAUAAAAUACCAUCUUGUGUACAGUCUGGGAAAAACGAAAUCUCCAAACCCACGUGCGACUCGACUCGGCACGAUCACCUCCUGUCGGUUUGUCAGUCAAUCAUUUUCUCUUUCUGUCUGUAGAUCUAUCUUAAUAAAAGUGUCAUCCAUUUUUUUGUUUAAAAAAAAAAAAAGACACGCCGCAUCAAGCAUAUUAAUGCUGAGUCAUGACUGUGAGACAGACUCGUCUGUGUGGCUCGCUUGUUGACGUCACGUGCGGAUAAGAGAAGCCACGUUUACAUUUAGAGUACGUUCACAGAGUGCGUUUACAUGCAUGGUAAUAAUCCGAUUAUUAUCCCAGAGCCCGUGGGACUCGACACAUCCGGUGCAUUCACAUGGUCGUGUAACUAGCAGACUGCAUUUUAUUCUGCAUUAUGUGUGCAUUUCAUGACACUCGCUACUCAGGUGACACCUACAUUUUAUCCCAAUAAUCUGAUCUACAUUUGUGAUAGAAAACAGUUUGACAGCUCUAUAGCAUUAAAGUCUGAGCCACACAGAGGAUCAUUUGGACUGAUUUUUACGCUUCGGAUGAGCACCGGUGUGUUCGAUUAUCUUCUCCUGUUUAUACCGUGGUGCGAGGUGUACAUUUGUAACCCCUGAGAUUUUGAUGUCAUGCAUAAAAGACUGAUACAGUACACAGACCUGCUGGCUGUAGUGUUUGUUUUGGUCUGAAGUCCCACUUAUUUUUUUUCCCCAAGAGCUUCUACAAAAUCCCCGGUUCUGAAGGUCAGUUUGAAUCUGGGAUCGUGUACGAGGUCUCGACUGUUCGACCUCGGAUAACAUGGUAUAAAUACCGUAAAGUGGAUCAGACAUUAUACAGAUUUAGCGUGAUGACAUGACUCGGUUAUAAAAAGUCUAAAAAGCUGUGUGGUCCUGAAUUCUCUUUUUGAGAUAAAGGUGAUAAAGUUAUAACCCAAACUGACCACCUCAUAGGAACACGUAAACGCAGCAAAAAUGCAGAUCCAGUGGAUCAGAUCGGAUCAGCACUCUGGCCCUGAUAGAGACAGACACUUUACUACUAAAGCAAUAUUUGUAGCAACUUUUACUAAAAUAAAUCUACUGACUGACCCGAGUAAAAUGACUCGGAACAUCUUCAGAUUAUUCUGUGCAUGUAAAUACACUCAUACAGAAGCUUGGAUUAAUCCGCUUAGAUUAGACACCUGCAUGAAAUUCUUAGUUAAACAUUUCUUUAAAAAAAAAAAAAAAAAGCUGCAUCCUGCUCUCUUACCCCUGUACCGUUAAUACACACACACACACACACACUCACAAGGAAAGCUCAAGUUAAUGUUCUGAUUUUCCAACUGUACCUCUCUUUUUUUGCUGACCCAUUUAUUCGUGUAAUGUUAUGAUUAUUUUAUUUUUGACUGUUCUUUAUUUUUGUGUGUCAGUGCUGUGUGUUUGUGUGCACAUUUUUUUCCCAUUUCCGAUGAGCAGUACAUGACCUCAGCAAAGCGAGAAGCAGAGAACACACCAGUGCCACUGCUUCCAUAGCAUUAGCGUGUGUGUGUGGGUGUGUGUGUACUCUAGCGCUGUAUGAUGGGAGUUUAUUGAUAUCCCCCCAUCUGUAACCAAAUAUUCACUAUGCAGUCUUUCAGUCAGCUUGCUCGAGCCCUAAAUCUCCUGUACACACACACACACACACACACACACACUGUGGUGAAAACCUUUGCUUUUAUGAUGGACUUCUUUGCCUUCAGCCAGAAGAGAGUCUUUUCUGUUUGAUUCAUGUGUGUGAAUGAGCUGACGCAUAUUUAAGGAUUGUACUGGGGUGGGCGGGGCUUGUUCACAAUAUAGGGUGGGGUUUAGACAGUUAGUCCAAUGCUGUAAAGUGUAUCGAUUGCAUGUUAUCUCAGAUGUAACUGCCAUUGAUUUGACUUUUUGAUGGGAGGGAAGGGGCAUAAAACUAUCUAUUUAUGAUUUUUACAUAUUAUAAAUAUAUAUAAAUAUAUAUUCUGUACUUUUUUUUUUCAUUGUGUUAUUAGAAAAAGACACUUUUGCUUUGUCUUCUUACCUUGAUUGAAUAUUUGCAAUAUGACGUUUUUAUUUUUUAUCCUUGCUUGAUUUUAUGCUGUUCUCGUUAUGGUCAUCGGUUUAUACGUGUGUAGCUUUUUAGAUCAUCACCACGUUCCUGUCCCAGCGUCGUAUCUUGCGUGCAAACGCGGGACAGAUCGGGUUUAUCCGUCGUACGUUGAGAAAGCCGAAACGUUUGUCACGGUUGCGAUGUUGUAUAGUGAAAAUCUUCAGGGGUUAUAAUCUCACACCAAACUGAACAAAGACAUCACGUCAAAGGUGUGUGUGUGUGUGUGUGUCUUUCUAUUCAACUCCUUCAUCACCGUGGGAUUUACACACACAUACACACACACCGUGUCUCUAGACCACGAUCUUACCCCGUGUGUAUGUACUCGUUCUCCGGUCGCUCUUCAGUUCCUUCAUGCUGUAUAGAGUUAUAAACGUCACCGUUCCGAGCUGCUGUUGCUUUCAGACUAAUGGAAUGUAUCAUUUUAUCAUCAACCUUUUCCACCUGAAUUCCAGCUCAGACUCCGAUUCAGUCUGCUGUCUUCAGUAGGACGUGUCAGUGAUCAUCCCAAACCUGUAGGAUUACACCGAUAGAACCUUUUUUUCCCUUCUUUUUUUUUUUUGUGAUUAUUUAUUUAUUUUUUGUUUGUUUCUUUAUUUCUUUCGUGCCAACAGCUGUAAUUAGGCCGCCUUUAAUUCUUCAGCCGUAGAACAGUACGAGAAUCUCCUGCCUGUGGGAUUGUGUGGGAUUUACUGUGGUGUAACGUAACGCACGUGCUGUAGGUAAAUACAACAAAUCUGAAAUUUCACACAGAACUGUUUAUAGAACAAAACCCCCACAGCAUCACAGCAUUAUACAUGCUUUUGUCUUUCUCUCAGUUUAUUUUAUUUAAAAAAAAAUUUUUCGCCCACAUUUAUAUCCCUCUUAGUCUCAUUUUGUCACUAUUUCAAAUGAAUUCAAUGCCAUUAUAUUGUGAAUACCUCAGGAUUUUUUUGAGAAAAAAAAAACAUUUAAGAACUUAAAACAAAUAAAUCCAAAAAACUUAAA
Tachysurus fulvidraco (yellow catfish) is the source of this 7414-nucleotide messenger RNA. RefSeq names its product mitogen-activated protein kinase kinase 7 (gene map2k7). The record is from RefSeq and is a predicted model, not a curated record. Bases 137 to 1474 code for a protein of 445 amino acids. The transcript is spliced from 12 exons. Gene Ontology annotation, biological process: protein phosphorylation. Lineage: Eukaryota; Metazoa; Chordata; Actinopteri; Siluriformes; Bagridae. Gene Ontology annotation, molecular function: protein kinase activity; ATP binding.